CGAUGUACAAUAUUAUAGUCAAAAGUUUAUUAGCAUGUGAAUAAGCCAUACCGUUUAAUAUUUGAUUUAAUUCAUAUUUCGAAAUAUACCAAAUAGUUAUGUAUUAAUGUUUAUUAUUUUAUUUGUAAUCUAUCAUUUUUAAUUUGAACAUUUUUUAAAUUUUUAUUUGAGUAAUUUAAAUUUUAAUCUAGUACAGUAAAAUAUUUUAAACAUAAUUUGCUAUAUAUAUUCUAUUUAUAAAAAAUAGCACAGACAUGAUCUAUCAAUUUACAUUAAAAGUGGUCAGUUUACUUUGGACCUUAGGAUUUGUGGAAGCUAUUCAAUAUCCGUUUAAUUAUGCACCCAAAUUAUUUUCAAACACUAAUGAUGAAAAGUUUGACUUCAUUGUAGUUGGUGCUGGAAGUGCAGGAGCAACUGUUGCUUCACGGUUAAGUGAAAUUUCAGAAUGGAACAUAUUAUUAUUGGAAGCUGGCGGUGAUCCUCCUGAAAUAAGUGAAAUACCAUAUAAAUUCACUAAUACGUUAAGAACAAAAUAUGAUUGGCAGUUUCAUUCUGAACCAGAAAAACACAUUUUUAAAUCAUUAGAUCAAGAGACACUUACAAUUAAUAGAGGUAAUAUGCUUGGUGGAACAUCUUCUAUGAACGCAAUGAUGUACUUUAGAGGUACAAAAAAAAAUUUUAAUGGUUGGGAAAGUAAUGGAAAUACUGGAUGGAGUUUUAAUGACGUACUUCCCUAUUUUAAGAAGUCCGAAAAUUUUACCGACUCAAAAAGAUUUAAUUCAAACAUACACUCCAAAGAUGGCCUACUUACUGUAAGUCGUAAUUUAAUAAUAGACAACGUUUAUCCAAUAAUUGCUGAAGCAAAUGAGCAAUUAAAUUUAAGUUCUAUAGAGGAUUUCAAUCAAAUAGAGCCAACAAUUGGAUAUGGAAAUAUCUAUACAACUACGCGUAAGGGUCUUCGAUGUAGUACUUUAAAAGCUUUCCUCAUUCCAGCUAGUAAACGAAAAAAUCUUUUUGUAUCAAAAAAUACAGCAGUCACACGAGUGUUGAUUGAAAAUAAUAAGGCCGUUGGAGUUGAAUUUAUUACACCAAAUGGCGAGGUUAAAUCAGUAAAAUGUUCACAUGAAGUUAUUUUAUCAGCUGGAGCAAUAAUGAGUCCACACAUACUUAUGUUAUCUGGAAUAGGACCAGCAGAACAUUUGAAAAGCCUUGGAAUUGAUGUAGUAAAAGACUUGCAAGUAGGCUACAACUAUCAAGAUCAUGUGUCAUUCCCAGGCUUAGUGUUUACAUACAAUAAAGAAAAAACUAUAGAAGAAAAACAAAGAGAUGCUAAUGAUUACAUAGAGAAGCUUUUAAACGCUACAACUAAUGAAAAAUCUACAUUAGGUUUAUUAGAUUUAAAUAUAUUCAUAAAAUCAAAUUCAGAAAUGGAAUAUCCAGAUUUGCAAGUUUAUCCUGCAAGAUAUAUUUUUAACAGCUCAAAAAACACUUUGAAUGGAAAUAGCGAAUUUCAGAAUUUUUACGGAUUUUCCUCUCAACUUUCAGAAAUGUAUGAUGAAUUGAACAAAAAAAGUGAUCUGAUUUUUAUGGUACCUGUAUUGCUUAAUCCACUAAGUACUGGAAGAAUAAUGUUGCGUUCAAAGAAUUUUUCAGAUAAACCAAAAAUAAUAACCAAUUUUUUAUCAUAUGAUAAAGAGUAUGAAGUUAUAUUGAAAGGUAUUGAUUAUGUUGUGCAACUAUCAAAAACUGAACCAUUUAUCAAAGCUGGUAUAAAUUUUGAUCAAACUAAAAUACCAAAUUGUAGAGAUUACGAUUGGGGAACUAGAGAAUAUUGGAUAUGUGCAAUACAGAAUGUCGCAGGUCAUAUAUUUCACCCAGUUGGAGCUUGUAAGAUGGGUCCACUAGAUGAUAAAACAUCGGUAGUCGAUCCUACUUUAAAAGUUAUUGGAAUUGAAAAUUUAAGAGUGAUAGACAGUUCAAUUAUACCUGUUAUUGUUUCAUUAAAUACAAAUGCAGUUACAAUUAUGAUUGGGGAAAAAGGUUCGGAUAUGGUAAAAAUAUUCCAUAACAAACCAAUAAAUUGAAAACAAAGACUAAUUGUAUAUUCAAUACUAAAUUUUCUAAAAGAAACUUAAAACAUUUUUUAUAAUUAUAGAAAAGGCAAAAAGCUAUUUCCUACUUUAUUUAUUUGUAAUUCAUAAUACUUUGUCAUUAAAAUGAUAAUUGUAAUUUUAAAAUGUGACUAGUUGAAAUAUACAUAAAUAUUAGGCUCUUUUAUAAAAAUUACAAGACAAUGUAAAUUUACAUAACUUUAUUCAUUCUAAUAUAUUUUCACUUUAUAUACAUAUACAUAUAUAUAUUCCAAA
This is a messenger RNA of Daktulosphaira vitifoliae (grape phylloxera), 2366 nucleotides long. Its product is annotated as glucose dehydrogenase [FAD, quinone]-like. The record is from RefSeq and is a predicted model, not a curated record. The coding region runs from base 255 to 2084 and encodes 609 amino acids. NCBI's taxonomy places the organism in Eukaryota, Metazoa, Arthropoda, Insecta, Hemiptera, Phylloxeridae. The transcript is spliced from 2 exons. Gene Ontology annotation, molecular function: ecdysone oxidase activity; flavin adenine dinucleotide binding.